This is a messenger RNA of Paracoccidioides lutzii Pb01, 1680 nucleotides long. RefSeq lists its product as hypothetical. Gene Ontology annotation, biological process: plasma membrane phospholipid scrambling. Gene Ontology annotation, cellular component: plasma membrane. The record is from RefSeq and is a predicted model, not a curated record. Bases 1 to 1680 code for a protein of 559 amino acids. The transcript has 3 exons. Gene Ontology annotation, molecular function: phospholipid scramblase activity.
AUGUGGUGGCGGCGACGACUGAAGCUACCCAUUCCCCGCAGUCUCUUGGGAACACGAGCAGCUUCAUUGCGACCAAGUCCAUGGUCACGAAAGGGCUCACACCUUCCUCCCCUCCGUCAGAAACCUCAAAAUAAUCCCGGGCGACCAGAUCCUCCCCUUCCGCUACCAAAAGAAGACCAGACAAGAGCGCAAUCUGCAUCCGCGAGCUCCUCGCCAGGAGAACAAAACUCCGUCUCCACGACGCUGCGCAAUACCGAUCCGCAAGACAACUCGCUUCUCGCACCGGUUCAUAUCCCAGAGGACCCAAAUGCAGUUCUUAAGGAGCGACAUCCGGCUGCUGCACUCCUGGCAAACUCUGGCCUUGUUGUCCAGAGACAGUUGGAGAUGAUGAAUGUGCUUCUCGGCUUCGAACAAGCCAAUAGAUAUACAAUCAUGGACGCGCAAGGGAACCACGUCGGUUACAUGGCUGAGCAGGAGAAGGGCAUGGGUGGUAUAAUGGCCCGGCAGUGGUUUAGAACACAUCGAUCGUUUGUCACCCAUGUCUUCGACAAGUAUGAGAACGAAGUCCUACGUUUCCACCGCCCCUUCUCAUGGAUAAACAGUCGAAUCCGAGUUUAUGAUCCUCUAGACGUAGCAUCUGCAUCCCAUUCGUCCUCAAAAGUAAUUCAAACCACACCAGCUACAUCCCUCGUUUCAACUGGCGCAGGGGAUUCAGCACGAAUAUCCUCCUUGGCCCUCGAAGAUAUGCGCGUAGUUGGCGAAACGCACUCCCAGUGGGCUCCAUUACGACGAAAAUACAACCUCUUCCUCUUCCAUCCAAACCCAACUCCAGACACAAAUAUCCAAACAAAACACAUAUCCCUAUCUAGCGCAGAACUUUCUCAAUCCCAGCAACUGCAAGUUGCUGGCACCUUACAGCCCAGCGCAUCUGGCGAAUUCGGUCAAUUUGCCUACGUCGAUGAGCCAUUCUUGUCGUGGGAUUUCUCUCUCAGGUCAGCAGAUUCGCGACUGAUCGGAUCCGUUAACCGCAAUUUCUCCGGUUUUGCGCGGGAAUUAUUCACAGAUACUGGUGUCUAUGCGCUGCGCAUGGACUCUGCAGCGCUAGCGGAGGAGCAAGAAAAGAGACAUAUCGUAUCUCAGUCGCAUCGGGAGUCGCAUCCCCUUCAUGAUGACAAUGAUAGGAGUGGCAUGACCCUGGACCAGCGCGCGGUGAUGCUUGCUACAGCCGUCACUAUCGAUUUUGAUUAUUUCAGUCGCCAUAGCUCGUCUGGUAGCGGUUUGCCGAUUCCAUUUUUUGGGAUGGGUGGCGGAGCAGCUGAAGGCGCUGCUGGUGAUGCAGCUGGAGGUGCCGUAGGGAGUGCUGUGGAAGGGGCAGCUGCUGAAGGUGCAGCAGGGGCUAUAGGGAGAGGCGUUGCUGGGGCUGGAAGCAUUGCUGGAUAUGAAGCAAUGCAAAGGGGUAUGAGUGGUGAUUCUCAACAACAACCAUAUGACAGCCAACAGGCAAUGGAAUCCCCGCCGCCCGAACAAGGGGCUUUGCAGGAUGAGGAAGUCUGGGGGGAGAGUGGGCAGGAUAUCUGGAAUAGAGAUAAUAGGAGUUCUGGAACUGGCGGAGGUGGGGGUAAUGAAGGAGGCGGUGAUGACGACGACGAUGAUGGUGAUGACUGGGGUGAGUUUUUCUAA